CUGAGGAACCUCAGACUGUGCGGGACGGUGCCGGACCAUCGUAUUCCUCUUAUCCUGAGGAACCUCAGACUCUGCAGGAUGGUGCCGCCUUUCCAACAGAUAAAAGGCUUUCCUGUACUGAGUGUGGGAAGUGUUCUCGUUAUAAAUCCAAACUUAAUGAGCAUAAAAGAUCUCACGUAGAAGAGGAGGCGUAUUCAUGUCCUGAGUGCGGGAAAGGUUUUUCACAGAUGUUUAGUCUUUACAGACAUCAGAGAUUGCACACAGGCGAGAUGCCGUAUUUUUGUACUGAGUGCUGGAAGUGUUUUGUACAAAAAUCAGAACUUGUCAAACAUCAGAAAUCUCACACGGGUGAGAAGCCAUUUUCCUGUCCUGAGUGCGAGAAAUGUUUUUCAGAGAAGACCCUCCUUAAUAGACAUAUGAGAUUGCAUACAGGUGAAAAGUCAUGUCCUGAGUGCGGGAAAUGUUUUUCACAAAUGUGUAGUCUUUACAGACAUCAGAGAUUGCACACAGGCGAGAUGCCGUUUUUUUGUACUGAGUGCUGGAAAUGUUUUGUAGAAAAAUCAGAACUUGUCAAACAUCAGAAAUCUCACACGGGUGAGAAGCCAUUUUCCUGUUCUGAGUGUGGGAAAUGUUUUUCACAGAAGUCCAAUCUUUACACACAUCAGAGAUUGCAUACAGGAGAAAAGCCAUUUUCCUGUCCUGAGUGCGGGAAAUGUUUUUCACAGAAGAUCAGUCUUUACAAACAUCAGAGAUCUCACACGGGGGAGAAGCCACAUUCCUGUCCAGAGUGCGGGAAAUGCUUUUCAAGCAAGUCCAAUCUUUACACACAUCAGAGCUUGCACACAGGUGAGAAGCCGUAUUCCUGUCCUGAGUGCGGGAAAUGUUUUUCUCAGAAAUCCUAUCUUUACAAACAUCAGAUGUCUCACAGUGGGGAUAAGCCAUUUUCCUGUCUUGAUUGCGGAAAAUGUUUUUCACAGAAGUCCAGUCUUUUCAGACAUCAGAAAUCUCACACGGGGGAGAAGCCGUAUUCCUGUCCUGAGUGUGGGAAAUGUUUUUCACAGAAGUUCGUUCUUUACAGACAUCAGAAAUCUCACACGGGGGAGAAGCCGUUUUUCUGUCCUGAGUGCGGGAAGCGUUUCCAAUCUAAGUCUACUCUUAAUUUGCAUAAAAAAAUUCAUACAGGUGAGAAGCCACAUUCCUGUUCUGAGUGCGGGAAAUGUUUUUCAGUGAAGUCCAGUCUUUUCAGACAUCAGAGAUCACACACGGGGGAAAAGCCGUAUUGCUGUCCUGAGUGCGGGAAGUGUUUUUCAGUUAAGUCGCUUCUUGACACACAUCAGAGAUCACACAGGGGGGAGAAGCCGUAUUCCUGUCCUGAGUGCGGGGAAUGUUUUCCUCAUAAGGCCCAUCUUUCCAGACAUCAGAGAUCUCACACGGGAGAGAAGCCGUAUUCCUGUCCUGAGUGCGGGAAAUGUUUUUCAGAUAAGUCCAAUCUUUCCACACAUCAGAUAUCUCACACGGGGGAAAAGCCGUAUUCCUGUCCUGAGUGCGGGAAAUCUUUUUCAUUGAAGUCCAAUCUUAUCACACAUCAGAGAUUGCAUACAGGGGAAAGGCCAUAUUCCUGUCCUGAGUGCGGGAAAUGUUUUACAUUUAAGACCGCUCUUUCCAGACAUCAGAGAUCGCACACGGGGGAGAAGCCGUAUUCCUGUCCUGAGUGCGGGAAAUGUUUUUUAGAUAAGUCCAGUCUUACCACACAUCAGAGAUCUCACACCGGGGAAAAGCCGUAUUCCUGUCCUGAGUGCGGGAAAUCGUUUUCAUUGAAUUCCAGUCUUAUCACACAUCAGCGAUUGCAUACAGGGGAAAGGCCGUAUUCCUGUCCUGAGUGCGGGAAAUGUUUUACAUAUAAGACCGCUCUUUCAAGACAUCAGAGAGUGCACACGGAGCUGAAGCCGUAUUCCCGUCCUGAGUGCGGGAAAUCUUUUUCAUUGAAUUCCAGUCUUAUCACACAUCAGCGAUUGCAUACAGGGGAAAAGCCGUAUUCCUGUCCUGAGUGCGGGAAAUGUUUUACAUAUAAGACCGCUCUUUCAAGACAUCAGAGAGUGCACACGGAGCUGAAGCUGUAUUCCUGUCCUGAGUGCGGGAAAUCUUUUUCAUUGAAUUCCAGUCUUAUCACACAUCAGCGAUUGCAUACAGGGGAAAGGCCGUAUUCCUGUCCUGAGUGCGGGAAAUGUUUUACAUAUAAGACCGCUCUUUCCAGACAUCAGAGAUCACACACGGAGCUUAAGCCGUAUGCCUGUCCUGAGUGCGGGAAAUGUUUUUCAACGAAGUCCCAUCUUUCCACACAUCAGACAUCUCACACGGGGGAAAAGCCAUAUUGCUGUACUGAGUGUGGGAAAUGUUUUUCAGUGAAGUCCAAUCUUUCCAGACAUCAGCGAUCUCACACGGGGGAGAAGCCGUUUCCCUGUAUUGAGUGCGGGAAGUGUUUCUAUUCUAAAUCUAAACUUAAUAGGCAUAAAAGAUCUCACACGGGGGAAAAGCCAUAUUCCUGUCCUGAGUGCGAAAAAUGUUUUUCACGGAGGACCAAUCUUUCUGCACAUCAGAGAUCGCACACGGGGGAGAAGCCGUAUUCCUGUCCUGAGUGCGGGAAAUGUUUUUCAGAGAAGGCCUAUCUUUCCAAACAUCAGAGAUUUCACACGGGGGAGAAGCCGUAUUCCUGUCCUGAGUGCGGGAAAUGUUUUACAGAGAAGUCCUGUCUUACCAGACAUCAGAGAUCUCACACGGGGGAAAAGCCGUAUUCCUGUCCUGAGUGCGGGAAAUGUUUUUCACAGAAGUCCGGUCUUUACACACAUCAGAGAUCUCACACAGAGAAAAAGCCGUAUUCCUGUCCUGAGUGCGGGAAAUGUUUUUCACAGAAGACCAGUCUUUCUGCACAUCAGAGGUCUCACACAGGGGAGAAGCCGUAUUCUUGUCUUGAGUGUGGGAAAUGUUUUUCAAAGAAGUGCACUCUUGUCAAACAUCAGAGAUCUCACACGGGGGAGAAGCUGUUUCCCUGUACUGAGUGCGGGAAGCGUUUCCAAUCUAAGUCUACUCUUAAUUUGCAUAAAAAAAUUCAUACAGGUGAGAAGCCACAUUCCUGUCCUGAGUGCGGGAAAUGUUUUUCAGUGAAGUCUAGUCUUUCCAGACAUCAGAGAUCACACACGGGGGAAAAGCCGUAUUGCUGUCCUGAGUGCGGGAAAUGUUUUUCAGUUAAGUCGCUUCUUGACACACAUCAGAGAUCACACAGGGGGGAGAAGCCGUAUUCCUGUCCUGAGUGCGGGGAAUGUUUUCCUCAUAAGGCCCAUCUUUCCAGACAUCAGAGAUCUCACACGGGGGAGAAGCCAUAUUCCUGUCCUGAGUGCGGGAAAUGUUUUUCAGAUAAGUCCAAUCUUUCCACACAUCAGAGAUUGCAUACAGGGGAAAGGCCAUAUUCCUGUCCUGAGUGCGGGAAAUGUUUUACAUUUAAGUCCGCUCUUUCCAGACAUCAGAGAUCGCACACGGAGCUGAAGCCGUAUUCCUGUCCUGAGUGCGGGAAAUGUUUUUCAGAUAAGUCCAGUCUUUCCACACAUCAGAGAUCUCACACGGGAGAGAAGCCGUAUUCCUGUCCUGAGUGCGGGAAAUCUUUUUCAUUGAAUUCCAUUCUUAUCACACAUCAGCGAUUGCAUACAGGGGAAAGGCCGUAUUCCUGUCCUGAGUGUGGGAAAUGUUUUACAUUUAAGACCGCUCUUUCCAGACAUCAGAGAGUGCACACGGAGCUGAAUCCGUAUUCCUGUCCUGAGUGCGGGAAAUGUUUUACAUAUAAGACCGCUCUUUCCAGACAUCAGAGAGUGCACACGGAGCUGAAGCCGUAUUCCUGUCCUGAGUGCGGGAAAUGUUUUUCAGAUAAGUCCAGUCUUUCCACACAUCAGCGAUUGCAUACAGGGGAAAGGCCGUAUUCCUGUCUUGAGUGCCGGAAAUGUUUUACAUAUAAGACCGCUCUUUCCAGACAUCAGAGAGUGCACACGGAGCUGAAGCCGUAUGCCUGUCCUGAGUGCGGGAAAUGUUUUUCAACAAAGUACCAUCUUUCCACACAUCUGACAUCUCACACAGGGGAAAAGCCAUAUUGCUGUCCUGAGUGCGGGAAAUGUUUUUCACAGAGUGGCAAUCUUUCCAGACAUCAGAGAUCUCACACGGGGGAGAAGCCAUCACACACGGAGCUUAAGCCGUAUGCCUGUCCUGAGUGCGGGAAAUGUUUUUCAACGAAGUACCAUCUUUCCACACAUCAGACAUCUCACACGGGGGAAAAGCCAUAUUGCUGUACUGAGUGUGGGAAAUGUUUUUCAGUGAAGUCCAAUCUUUCCAGACAUCAGAGA
Molecule: messenger RNA, 4385 nt
Organism: Rana temporaria (common frog)
Lineage: Eukaryota; Metazoa; Chordata; Amphibia; Anura; Ranidae
Product: zinc finger protein 850-like
Exons: 5
Biological process (GO): regulation of transcription by RNA polymerase II
Molecular function (GO): RNA polymerase II cis-regulatory region sequence-specific DNA binding; DNA-binding transcription factor activity, RNA polymerase II-specific
Source: RefSeq, a predicted model, not a curated record